Chelmon rostratus (copperband butterflyfish) is the source of this 2331-nucleotide messenger RNA. It is a transcript of the gene npas4l, whose product is annotated as neuronal PAS domain protein 4 like. Gene Ontology annotation, molecular function: protein dimerization activity; RNA polymerase II transcription regulatory region sequence-specific DNA binding; DNA-binding transcription factor activity, RNA polymerase II-specific. The record is from RefSeq and is a predicted model, not a curated record. The coding region runs from base 1 to 2331 and encodes 776 amino acids. Gene Ontology annotation, biological process: regulation of transcription by RNA polymerase II. Lineage: Eukaryota; Metazoa; Chordata; Actinopteri; Chaetodontiformes; Chaetodontidae. The transcript is spliced from 9 exons.
AUGACUAUUUGGUGCAACUCCUGCAAAUGCCAUGUGAGCGCCCCGUGCGCCUCGCACCAUCUGCCCGAGGAGCAGCGCAUCUCCUGCUGCAAGAGGUCCAGAUCCACCAAAGGAGCAUCCAAAGCCCGACGGGACCACAUCAAUCAUGAGAUCAGGAAUAUGCGCGCUCUGUUGCCCAUCACCCAGGAGGACCAGGAGCGACUCUCCUACCUGCACUCCAUGGCUGCCAUCUGCACCUACAUCAGGAAGUCUGUUCUCUUCCAGGGACUCCCGGCUGGAGAGAGAUCACACCGCUCUCUGCCGUACGAGGCCUUUCUCCAGGCGCUGCACGGCUUCAUCCUGGUCACCACCGCCCAGGGCAAGCUGGUCUAUGUGUCCGAAAACGUAGCUGAAUAUCUCGGUCUUUCCAUGGUAGAUGUGCUUCAAGGGGACACUUUCUAUGACAUGGUGGAGAGCUCUGACUUUGCCAUCGUUAAAUCAAACCUGGACUUUGAAAACGACUCUUCAUCAGAGAGGAGCUUCAUAUGUUGCAUGCAAACCUCCAAGGCCUUCAAGCUGCAGCACGGCAGCUGCUGUUCCAUGCUGGUCAGAGGGAGCUUCCAGUCUUUCCCUCAGCCUCGUCUGUUCCCCUCCCCAUCAGCCUGUCCCGCCGACCGGCCUCUGUUUGUGGCCCUCUGCACCCCCACAGUCAACCGCCUGUCCAGCUCUGACUCCCACUUGCGCUGCAGCUUCAGCAGUGUCCACAGACUGGACAUGACCUUUACUCAGCUGUCAGACAGCGUUUUAUAUUUUCUGGGGUAUUCGGCUGAAGAAAUGACUGGCAGAUCGUGGUACAGUCUCGUCCACCCUGAGGAUCUUUCUUUGAGUGCAGAUUCUCAUAGAAGUUUAAUGCAGGCAGAUGAGGGCUUCCAGGUAGAGAUGGUGCUAAGACUCCAGUGCAAGGAUCUGUCAUGUGCCUGGGUCUACAUUCAAGCUAACAAGGACUCCAAGUGCCAGGGCAUAAGCUGCACGAACUUCAUCAUCAGUGAAACAGAGGCCAGGUUUCUGCAGAAGAAAAUCGACAGCGAUGCCUUCAGACCGUCAUCUCUGGCAAAUUGCUGCAAUUUUGCAGCUCAACAGACGGGCAACACUCAGAGCCACAGCAGCACUAACUGUUUUAAAAGGCAGAGGACGUCUUACAGCCAAAGCGAGGAGCCGCCAGGUGCCAGAGCUAGGACGGAGUCUGAGCAAGACAUAUACUAUGUGGCGUGCGCCUCCUCCCAGGGCGAUAGCUCACCUGUUCCCUUGGGCGACAGCCCUGUUUUUUUCACCCCUCCCUACAGCCCGGCCUCCUCCAGCUCCCCUCUGCAGAAGGAGGAGCUCAGCCAUGACCUCUUGAUGGAUGUGCAUGGAUACACAGAUCAGCUGCUGUCCUCCCCUGAGGCCUCUCCCUCCUAUUACUCCUACCCAGAGGCAGGACUCACCUGUCACCAAUCACCCGCCGACUCCCUCCCCGCAGCUGCUGAACAAACCUUUGACCAGGCAGCCUUCAGCGCUCUAAGUGCUCAGCCUCCACUCUCCUCCUCAUCACCGACCUAUGAUUUCCAAGCUUGUACAGCCGAUGCUCGAUUAGUUCCAGACUGCCUCUCUGUGUCCGACAUGUGUGAGAGCCCAGUGGACUGCGCUCUGCAUCAAGAUGACUUAAGCCUUCUCGAGCAGCCACAAGGGGGCAGCCUUGCGCAAGUGCAUCAUGUUCCCCACCAUGCGUUGCCCGAACACUCCCGCCUUCUCGCCCCCGACCAAUCUACCCAUUACAACGAGAGGGAACAGGCAGAGAUCAGCAUUCUGGCUCAGCAGAUCUCCUCUCUGGCCAGCAGCUUUGCCAUGUAUCACACCCACUUCACCCACUUCACCCACACCCCACUUCAAAAUGUGGUCCAGCCUGCAACCUCUGACACCCUGCUCUCACCCUGUGGCUGGCCCAGUCACCCUCCCCUCUCCUCAGGCCGUCCUCCUAAGCGUGAGCUGGUCCUCGAUGAUGGCGUGUUCGACAGCAUCCUGAAUAACCUGGACAUUGUCACGAGGAAAAACAGCUUGUCUGGCCCCGGUGUCGUACCGUACAGCUACCAGCAGGGCUUGUUGCGCGGCAGGAGUGGGUCCCAUCAGUUGGAGCAGGGGCCCCUUGGUCUCUCCCCGACCAUCCCAGAGGACCCGCUGCCUGCAGAGCAGUUCACUGUCAUGGAUGUCUUCGGUUUGCAGUUGGAACGCCAUGACCAAAACACUGGGUUGCAUCAACUCAACCACUAUGUGCAGAGUGGUCUUCAGCAAGAUGCUGAAGAAAACCUGUACUGA